Pieris brassicae (large cabbage white) is the source of this 2942-nucleotide messenger RNA. RefSeq lists its product as uncharacterized. The record is from RefSeq and is a predicted model, not a curated record. The transcript has 3 exons. Lineage: Eukaryota; Metazoa; Arthropoda; Insecta; Lepidoptera; Pieridae. Bases 1 to 408 code for a protein of 135 amino acids.
AUGAGAAAUGAAUUAAUUGUGCCAGCCCAGUUUAUAGCCGGUCGGACAGGAGCAGGUCUUCUUAUUCUCAACGGUUUCACCUUUUACAUGAAGAACCAUCAAGCGCAUGGCAAGAAACAAUGGUAUUGCUCUUCCCGAGAUGUCCACGGAUGUCGCGCUGAUGUAAUUACAUACAGAGAUAUAUAUUAUCUACCCUCUCAUCGAAGCGGCAGUAUGGUUCUUAUUUUCAAGGAGAAUAAAUACUGGAUUAAUAAUCGGUAUCAGAAUACCAUAAAUUGGACUUGCAGAGAUAGAAAGCGUAUUGGUUGCAACAGUUGUGUUCAGACUACGGUAGAAGGGCGCUACAUCAAGCAUAAGGGCUUUCAUAAUCAUGAAGAUAAUUACACUAAAUAUAAUUUCAAUGACUGAUGCCGCGAUUCUUUCUCUACCUUGCCUGUUAUCACAUCAGUUGAAAGUAUUACAAAGGAGUAAGGUUAUUAUUAAUAAAAUGUACGUGAGUAGGCAUAGAGAAAGGAUAAUUGUACUUAUCCAAUAGUUGAUAUUACCCAUAUUUAGCUUAAAAUCGUCAUUCCAAUUCAGUGAGUUUUUUGUGUAAGAAGUUGGAUGUAUUAUUUAGAUUAUUUAAUCUAUAUAUAUAUUAGUUUAGAAUUAAACCUUAAUUUUGUAUUUUUAAUCAAAUAUAUGCGUAAAUGUAAGUGUCAAAUGUACUUAAGUUUAAGAUUAUGUUUAGUUUGAGACACAAUUUAUUACUAGUCAUCUUAAUUGCGUGAUAUCUUCCACGUGCCAAAUUUUUCUUUUAGACCUUAGGCAUAAUAUUCUUGGUGUAUUCAACCCUCGUCUCGUACAAGCAUAAAGUUUUGCGCCAAUUAAUGAAAAAUUGAGGUGAUUAUGCAAAUUUUAUGCCACUUACCACAAGAUGGCGUAAUUUUAAAUAAAUAAAAAAAUAUCUUAUUCAAUUGUAAAUAUCAUACGUAUAAAGUAUUUCUUAAAACAGACGUUCUUUGCGUCAACAAAAUGAACUUUAUUGUUAUCCGAAAUUAAACAUUCUUUCUUACGUUCACAAAUAGAAUCAAAUCAUGCUUUAGAUUUAGAAACAAAUGUCUUAAUACUUAAACUUAUAUUGUUGCACGUCUACUUUGUAAGAAUAUACUUAAUCUUUAAAAAAAAACAUGUUUUUCUACGCAAAAAUGAAUAUGAAUUUCUAUCCAGCGAUUACUAUGUUUAGGUUUUUUGCUAGCCAUCACGCUGCAGAGCUACUGAGAAAGAAAUUAUUUUUUUAUCCCUAAUCCCUAAGUCGAUAGGAAUGCACACGAAAUAUUUUUUUUUUACACACGACUCGAAUACCAAACAAGAUAUUAUUACUUGAACGAUCUCCGUUAUAGGAUAAAGGGUCCUUUUUAAGUUAUCUAGUGUUAUAAUAUAAUGUUAAAACCGGUAAUUUGUUUCAGUCAAGUAUAUUAUCUCAAGCCAUAGGGGAAAAGAAGUAGCGAUGUUUAAUAACUAUACAUUUGCGAAACACUACCCAGUAAAGAGCGGUUAUCGUUGGAAGUGCUCCAGUCAGUAUUCCAAAGGCUGCUCAGCGUUUUUAGUCAUAAGCCACGAAGGAAAGCUUCUUAAAAAAAAGGAAUCUCACACCCAUUAUCCUCCAAAGUAUUUGAUGAAUAAUAGUAUGUAUGUCAGAUGUAAAGUGCUGCCUACUACUGUAUAGUUAGAAAUAGUUUAAAAUGCAGUCACUUAUAAAUUAUGCAGUUUUAGGGGUAAGAUUUAGUGGGAAUUGUCGCGGCUAUUGUCAUACUAAAUAUCCAUUAAUGACGUAUGAAAGUCUGACUUAGCUGUCUCGUUUCUGAAUCUUGAACAGAUUUGGCAUGGUAAUGCACGCAUUGAGUAGGGAAAACCUCACGUUCUGCGCAUCUAAGAAAUGUACAACUUUGCCAGACAAUAUGUUGUGUUUACAUUUACAUUAAUAUUUGUAUGAAAAAUCGUAAAUAGCCUUCGGUAGGACAUAAUUAAGGUUUUUCGUACGUUUUACACUUGGUCAAAAUCAUGUCUUCUUCUCUUCAUAAGUAUAUGAAUCAUUUCAGUGUUGUGAUUUUGUAAAAAUGUUGUUUAUAACUGUUCCCAACUGUCAUGAGAGUCUCUUAUUGUAAAGAGAAUAAUAGUUGUGGUAGCCUGUAUCCGAACAUAAAAGCAAUGGACAUUCUCUAUGUUGUCUAUGUGUUUAGUGAAGUAUGGCAAUUAAACAGAGUGGCUGAGAGCUUCUUGUCAGUUCUUCCUGCCCGCUCUAUGGUCUUGUUUGAAAACUAAAGUAAAAGUAAAUUUAGAUCUUUAAUGUUAGGAUGCAUAACUGUGCAGAGUUACCUGUAAAACAAAUUUAGAUUUGAAUAUGGAAUAAUAAAUACUAUUAAAGUAUCAAAUAUUAGCAAAAAUUGUUAUAUAAAAAUUAUAUAUAUGGCAAAUUAUUCAACAAUAUUAUAAUACAUCAAUAAAAAUUUAGCUCAAAAAAGAAACUACAAAAAAAAUUUUUUUGUCCAACAGCGAUGUUUUAGAAAUAUGUUGGGUGGCUGUGUCAUAGACACUGCCGUAGUGAAUACCUUAUUAUAUUAAAGGUAAUGUUUAUAUGCAAUCGAGCGAUUCUGAAAUUAAAACAUAAACAUACUACCUUCUCUAAGUCAAAAGUUAUACAAAUUGCAAAAUAACCUCAAAAUGAGGGUGCUUUUCCCUCCACCGCGCGCGAUUCCUCACUGUUCUCGAUAGGGUAUAUAUUUGAUAUUUUAGCUAUCCAGUAGUGAAGUUGUAUAUAUAUACAGGAUAGAUUCGAAACUUCAACGCCAAACUGUAACCAUUUUGUUAUCAUUAGUUUUUUUUAUACAAUUACAGGGAAUACAGGGAGUAGUUUCAUAACCCUUGGGUAACAAAAACUAAAUAAGUGGUAAGAAGAGGUA